UUAUCGCGAUGUGAAAUCAAUCACGGCGUUUUCUCCGGCGGAUGUGAAACACCCCGGCGUCUGCACAUUUAUGUCUCAGCUGAAAAAACUGAGUUGUUGCCGCUUGUUUGAGAAUGCGUCCAGGAGCGCGUCCCCCUGCCCGCUUUGAUGUGCGGCUUGAUGCGUCCCUGUGUCUGUGUCUGAUAGUUUCCCUCCGCUGUGUUUUGUCUGCUGUGUCUGAAGGCGAUGUUUACAGUGGGGAAAAUAAACAGAGUUUCCUAAGGAUGAGCAGCCUGGAGCAUGUAGAGAGUUAUGAGAUUACCUAUCCCAUAUGGCUGCAUCCUGACAGACACAGGAGGUCUGUCAACAAAGAGCAUCCCUCAGAGGCAGAGGUGCUGAUCUCAGUGGAGGGCCAAGAGCUGCGUCUACAGCUGGAGAGGAACGAGCAGCUAUUGGCCCCCGGAUAUCAGGAGAUAUGGUACUCUCCCAGUGGGACCCGCCUGUCUUCCUCUCCUGCAAGCACUGGACACUGUUUCUACCACGGGGAGGUUCUGGGUGUGGAAGGCUCAAGCGUUGCUGUCAGUACGUGCUCAGGACUCAGGGGACUGAUAUCUCUGAACACCAGCGUCAGCUACCUGAUAGAGCCUCUUCCUGUUUCCACGGAUACACAGCAGCAUGCUGUGUUCAGAGCUGAAAGCCUUCACCUACCCAAGGGUAGCUGCCUGCAUCACCAUGGUAACAAAGAGGAGGAGGAGGAGGAGGAGCAGGGGCUUAAUACCUUCAUCCAUGGAAUGAUGACUCCAUGGAGCGUAAGGGAGCGAAGGGACCUGAGCCAAAACAUGAAGUAUGUAGAGCUGCUGCUGGUGGCAGAUAAAGCUGAGUUUGAGAAGCACGGGCGUCAUCUCGAAAAGACCAAAAUGAAAUUACUGGAGGCCGCCAAUUAUGUUGACAAGUACUACAAGUCAUUGAGUAUCCGUGUGGCCGUCAUUGGUUUGGAGGUGUGGUCGGACCAGGACAAGAUCAAUGUUUCUGAUAACCCAUACAGCACCCUGGGAGCUUUCCUGGCCUGGAGGCGCAAACAGCUCCGCACGCUGCCCAACGACAACGCCCAGCUCAUCACGGGGAUGUCAUUCCAGGGCACAACUAUCGGGCUGGCACCUCUCAAAGCCAUGUGCUCUGAGUACCAAUCAGGGGGAGUCAACACGGACCACUCAGAGUCUGCUGUGGGUGUGGCUGCCACUAUGGCACAUGAGAUGGGCCACAACUUUGGCAUGAGCCACGAUAGCGCAGGCUGCUGCCAGGCAAAAGCUGACGACGGAGGUUGCAUCAUGGCCGCUGCUACUGGGCACCCGUUUCCACGUGUGUUUAAUUCCUGUAACCAGAGGGAGCUGAAGCGCUACCUGAGCUCUGGAGGAGGGAAAUGCCUCUUUAACCUGCCCAACACCAGAGCCAUGUAUGGGGGGCAACGCUGUGGCAACGGGUACCUGGAGGAUGGAGAGGAAUGUGACUGUGGAGAUGAAGAGGAGUGCACCAGUCCCUGCUGCAAUGCCAACAACUGCACUCUGAAAGCUGGGGCUGAGUGCGCCCAUGGGGUCUGCUGCCAUGACUGCAAGCUAAAGAGCCCAGGUGUGCUGUGCCGUGCCCCGUCGGGCCCCUGUGAUCUGCCAGAGUACUGCGAUGGCAAGGCCGAGUCCUGUCCUGCCAACUUCUACCUGGUGGACGGCACGUCCUGUGCAGGCGGCCGGGCCUACUGCUACACCGGCAUGUGUCUCACCCUGGAGCAGCAGUGCCAGUCCCUCUGGGGAGGAGAUGGACGUCCUGCCCCGGACAUGUGCUUUGAGCGAGUGAACGAAGCCGGGGAUUCCUUUGGGAAUUGCGGCAAAGACCUGCUCGGAAACUACAGGGGCUGCAAGGACAGAGAUGCCAAAUGUGGGAAGAUCCAGUGUCUGAGUUCAGCCCCCAAGCCCAUCGAGACCAAUGCUGUUCCCAUAGACACCACAAUUCGCCUCGGCAACAGGAGGAUCCUGUGCAGGGGGACUCAUGUCUACCGUCCGGGCCAGGGGGACGAGGGGCAGGGGGAUACUCUGGACCCAGGCCUUGUCAUGACCGGCACCAAGUGUGGUGACGGUUCGCUUUGUUUUGGAGGGGAGUGCCGCAAUGCAUCUUUUCUCCAGGCGGACGAGUGCAGUGCCAAAUGCCAUGGACAUGGGCUGUGCAACAACAACCACAACUGCCACUGUGACUCGGGCUGGGCUCCUCCUCUGUGUGACCAGAAGGGGGCAGGAGGGAGUCUGGACAGUGGACCAGUCAUCAGACACAGCAGUCUCCUUCCAGCCCUGUUACUCCCCCCUCUGGUCCUUUUUGUGGUUUUGGCCGCUGUUGCGCUCUGGUACUGCUACAAGCAUAAGCUCCACCCACUGAAAACCUCCACUCCAUCUCCAGCGCCAAAUUCCUCAGUCUCAACUGAAGCCAAGCCUCUCCAUGCUGAUGGCCAUGCCACUGGUCAUGCCAACCCCACAUUCCUUCUAAAGCGACAGGACUCAGACCGCCUGGGUAAGUCCAGUCCUCGUCCAAGCCCGUCAUGCCCAAGUCGGCCCAGACACGCCAUUGUGCGUCCCACUGUGAAGCCUCCUCCUAUACCAGCCUAUGCUGUAGGGCACAGGGAAAAAGAGACUCAGGCCCAGAACCAGCCACAGGUUUCUUUUCAGAGGCAAGGUUCUCCUCAGUCUUGCAGUGCACCUCAGUCCCCUGCUCCCCUUAUACUCCCUCACAUGGCCCAGCAGAGAGGAGCUCAAGCCCAGGUUCCUCCACCACCUUCAGUACCACCACCUUUGCCUUCCUUGGACCCCAAACUCCACCUGUCAUCUUCAUCUCUACCUAAACCCCGACCAGACCCCCCUACCAGACCUCCACCACCUUGCCCUGUAAACAAACCAUCAGCGCAGCAACAGAAAAAAACACUGCAGGUUACCAAUGACGCCCUGCACAGAGGAAAGGCUGCUCUGGCUCCAUCUGCUGGUCAGAAAAAGCCAAACAGAUCAUAAACAAAGAACUCAGGAAGAAGUUCUGGAGCAGCAUUUACAUCAUGUAAUAAGAUGUCCUCAACUAUCUUUUUGAAUAUUUAUCACUGGCUGAAAGAGGGAACUUUGUACUCUGGGACACCCUGGGUCUGUAAAAUUACUGAUAUUCACUGGUAAUGUUUUCAGGGAGAACGGUUGAAUUAAGGGAAGUCACAGACUAUGUCACACUUUAUUUGGGGCUAUUCCCAUGAAUAUGGUUUUAGUCUUAAAAAUUUGGCCUAAUAUGUGUUUUGUUAAUUAGCCCUGUGUGUCUUCUUUACCCACAGAUAUCCUCUAUACUUGUGAAUUUCUGAAUGUUAUCGUAACAGGUUUUGAUGGGAAUGUCGAUUCGUGCCAUGUAUGUUGGCAGCAUUGAAACACUGUCCCAGGAGUAUUUAUUCACAAAGCAAAGAAAAAUGAGUGUUUACAGUGUAGUCUCUGUGCUUAACAUGAUGUUUGUACAAAAGCAUGAGCUGUAAGGGGAUAUCUUAUAUUAAGAAAACAUGCCUAUGUAAGGUGCUUAUGCUUCUGGUGUGUGAAUACAAGACAAGAUUUGAACUGAAUUCAAAAGAACAUUAGUCCUAUACAUGCAUGCUGUAAGUAUGGGCUUAUGGUUAUGGUGAAGGACACAUGUCUGAUAUGUAGCAAUAACUGUUUUGGAUCGAUUUUUUUUUUUUUUGUGACUGUUUAUUAUGUUUUUAUAUUGUGUGUAGUAUUGCACUUUUAACAGCAGUGCUGAAUCUUUUUAAGGUGACCAUCUCAACGUGUAUUGUAUUGCUUAGCUCUGACACUGACAAUCAGUGAGGUAGUUGUCCUUGUCAUGGGCAACAUUCCAGAUUAUUAUGUUUUAUGGACAUAAAUGAGCCAUGGUUUGUUUUAUAUGCAGCUGUUGUUUGACCUCAAAGUGGCUAUAUAAUUUCCAGUCAAAUAUUGCAUCUUCUAGAAGGCAGUGAAUUAAGUUAUCUUUGUCCCAAAGAUGUUAAAUCAAACUCUUCAGUGGGGUUAGUAGGGUUUUCUCUGUUGACCAAAAUGCCCUCCAGAGCUUAGGGAAUGUGCUUCUCUUUCUGGGAAGGUUACACUGAGGCUACAGUGACUGAGGCAACUUUUAACGUUUGUAAGGUACUGUUUAAAACUGUGGUCACUAUACAUUGUGACCAUUUUACCCUCUUGUCAGACCUAUGCAAACUCAGAGACAGUAUGAAACACUGUGCCUUCAACUGGAACUCAAAUAAAGAGAUGAAAAA
This is a messenger RNA of Myripristis murdjan (pinecone soldierfish), 4282 nucleotides long. It is a transcript of the gene adam19b, whose product is annotated as ADAM metallopeptidase domain 19b. Bases 114 to 3023 code for a protein of 969 amino acids. Gene Ontology annotation, molecular function: metalloendopeptidase activity. The transcript is spliced from 23 exons. Lineage: Eukaryota; Metazoa; Chordata; Actinopteri; Holocentriformes; Holocentridae. Gene Ontology annotation, biological process: membrane protein ectodomain proteolysis. The record is from RefSeq and is a predicted model, not a curated record.